Molecule: messenger RNA, 1108 nt
Organism: Trichoderma virens Gv29-8
Lineage: Eukaryota; Fungi; Ascomycota; Sordariomycetes; Hypocreales; Hypocreaceae
Exons: 3
Coding region: 143-1018 (291 amino acids)
Biological process (GO): phosphatidylinositol biosynthetic process
Cellular component (GO): Golgi apparatus; membrane
Molecular function (GO): CDP-diacylglycerol-inositol 3-phosphatidyltransferase activity
Source: RefSeq, a predicted model, not a curated record
GGAUCGCCAUCAUAAGCUUUGGCAUCGCGUAGGCUGUCCUUUACAAUUGACCAUCAUUCAACCUUUUAAACUCGUUUAUUAUUCGUUUCUUUAUUAUCUCUUCCAUAGUUCUCUAGUUACCCAAUUCACUCAUUUCCCCAGAAUGCCUCCACGGCGAACUUUGGCGCAGCGAGGCCAGAUUCGAGAUCCAGACAAUGCCUCUACCCAGCGUCCAGAUCAAGAUUCAACUCAAACAACCUCGGAAAAUAUCUUUUUAUUCUGGCCCAACAUCAUCGGAUAUCUCCGGGUAAUCUUGGCCAUGGCCUCCCUUUACUACAUGCCACUCCACCCGCGCACAUGCUCUCUUCUCUACACUAUAUCAUGUCUUCUCGACGCUCUAGAUGGAUAUGCUGCCCGAUUGUUGAACCAGGGAACGCAGUUUGGUGCAGUUCUGGACAUGGUUACCGAUCGCUGCACCACGACGUGUCUGCUAGUUUUCUUAGCAACUGCGGUACCUCGCUGGGCUAUUGCUUUCCAGGGCCUGAUUGUGUUGGACCUCGCAAGUCAUUACAUCCACAUGUAUACAUCUCUGGUUGUUGGCGGUGCUGGAUCAAGCCACAAGGACAUUGACAAAAGUCAACACUGGUUGAUGAGGGUGUAUUACACUAACAAGAUUGUCUUGUUUUCUCUCUGCGCUCUCAACGAGCUCUUCUUCAUCGCCUGCUACCUUGUCUCCUUCUCUUCACCAGUUGACCCUCUCUAUCUAAAAGCGAACAUCGACGGAAAGGAGCAUCUGCAGACAGGGAGUGAGGUCGACACCUCACUAUUAACCCAGAUCUUUCCAAAUCCUUAUAGCUCUGCAGCGCUGGAGAUGGCGCGAGCGAACAAAAUGGAUGGAUACUUGCCGAGCAUCAUAGCCAAGAUUUGCUUUCCUUUCAUGGCGCUGAAGCAACUGAUCAAUGUUAUCCAGUUGAUUCAAGCCAGCAAGCGGCUGGCAAGGAUAGAUGUACAGCGGAGACGGAGAAGCAAGCAAAAUUAGCUGCUCAGCGCUGAAAAUAAUCGCCAGUGACACCUGGAAACAGGCCAUGUAAUUAUUUUAUACAUUAUUCAAUCAUACCAUUCAUGUGCU